This is a messenger RNA of Ruditapes philippinarum (Manila clam), 1967 nucleotides long. RefSeq names its product mucin-2-like. The record is from RefSeq and is a predicted model, not a curated record. The coding region runs from base 83 to 1783 and encodes 566 amino acids. NCBI's taxonomy places the organism in Eukaryota, Metazoa, Mollusca, Bivalvia, Venerida, Veneridae. The transcript is spliced from 9 exons.
AUAUAAAGUUUACAUAUUUUAGAACUAAUCACAUGUCAGUGUGAAUUUUAGUGAAAAUAAAUAAUUUUAUUUAAUUUUAACAAUGAAUGGAUUUCAGCUGCUUGGAUUACUUGUGAUAGGCACAUUUGUCAUUGCAGUGGACUUUCAUGAACAUUCAAAACAAAGAAGCCGUACGAAGCGAUUCUUAUUCAAUCGAUAUCAACCUGACACCCAUAAUGGAAAUAUAUCUCGAUGUUGUAAUUGCGAUGAUUUGGGUAAUGGUACAUCGUGUUAUGAACGGUGUAGAAGUGGUAUCCAGAGAGACGAUUCCGAGCACUGUACAUAUGAAAUGUGUUCAGUAACGGUAACUCUCAUUAUAGGCAAAUUUUACCUUUUAUCCAGGUGCGAAAACAAAACUUCAUGCCUUAAUAAUGUAACAAGUAUUGAUGACGCGAAAAAUAACAGAUGUGACUCAUUGAAGAAAAGUGACAUGGUAGAUGGUACAGUUUGUCGUUACUGUUGCGAGUCUUAUAACGACGUUUCAUCGAUAGCAUGUUUAAAGAACCUGGAAACUAUCAUCAACCAUACAUAUAGCCAAAAUGCUGGUAAAGCAUUAAAUAACACCGUAACAUCAUCUACAUCCUUCUCAAGUUCUCAGUCAUCUACAAUAUCUUCAAGCUCUAGAUUAUCAACAACCUCUCCAAGUUUUUUAUCAUCAACCUCUUCAAGUCCUCGAAACACGCUUCAAUAUGCGGAAUUAACUUGUGAAACAUGUAUAAAUAGCACCAAUUGUAAAAUAGAAACUUGUAAAACUAGUGAUAACUACUGUGAAAAUGUAAUCAGUUUUGACAAUGGGUUACAGAAAAUCAUCAAAAAGAGCUGUUCAACAAUAUUUGAAUGUAAAUAUGACCACUCAAUGAGGAACAGUGAAUGCGACCCGACCAAUGCUAUAAAAAGUAAGAACUACAUGACAUGUCACUACUGUUGCCAAGCAACAAGAAAUUCUCCACCUUGUAAUACAGAUAAUAUUCCGAACCAUUUGGAUUGGUUUGACGAAAAAACAUCAGAAGGCCAAUCGUUGAACCCAUCUUCUUCAUCAGAAACCACACCUGGUCAUUCAAUAGAACAAUCUAUGUCUACAGCAUUGUUAUCUAUUUCGUCAGAAGUGCCAACUGGUCACACGACCAGAUCUUCGAUUUAUGCCUCUGUAGCAUCCAAUCAAACAACACCAGGCAUUAGAAAUACAUCUACUCAAAUUUAUAACACUUCAACGUUUCCAAAUAUUUCAAAUGCGAAUAGAUCAAUAUCGCCGUUGACAUUCAACAUUACCAAACCAUACCCCAAUGGGUCUAAUACAAGUGUUAAGACGUCACCUUCAAUUUUUGUCUCUACUUCAAUAUCUGAACUGUCAAAAUCUACAACGCAGAAGUCUAUAAAAUCUUCAACCAAAAAAUCUCCCUUCACUAUAUCACCUUCAAAAAGUAUCAGAUGUAAAGUAUGCAGUGGACCAGAUUUUCUAUGCGAGAAGCUUUAUACUGACCAGGAUUGCGUCUACCCAAAUAAUUACUGUUUAAAUACAGUAAGAAAUUAUUUAAAUGGCACGAGAUCUGUAAAUCGAAGGUGCGAUAAUUUCCAGAACUGCUACCGUAAUUGGUUUCUCGGAUCUUCUGAUGUUGACAAAUGUCGUCGAUAUGACGAACGUCAGAUUGUCACACUCGAGUUUGACUGUACAUUUUGCUGUAUUCAGGACGGCUGUAACAAACCACUGCGACCAACCGACGAGACGCUUUAUAAAGAUGUAUAAUACACAGACAGAGGCAUAUUAAACACCCGUUUUUAAUUCAGAUGAUGAAAAAAAUAAUCUUUGCUGAAUUUAUCCAACACAAUUAUCUAUAAAUAAAAACAAAGCAAAUAUUCUGGCAAUAGUUAAAUAUCACGAUGACUGUAAAUAUUUUAGAUUUUUUUAAAUUAUAGUUAUACAAACAAAC